Spirodela intermedia is the source of this 997-nucleotide messenger RNA. Lineage: Eukaryota; Viridiplantae; Streptophyta; Magnoliopsida; Alismatales; Araceae. The record is from the annotation of a GenBank genome assembly.
AUGGCGAGCUCUUCGCACCUCAUCGCCCUCUUUGUCAAGCUGGCCGCCGCCUCCGUCACCGGCGCGAUGGCCCUCCUCGCCUUCCGGCGCCACCUCCGCGACGAGGCCCUCUCAGCCCUCCGCCGCGACAUCCGCAUAUCCCUCCUGCGCAUGCGUGCCGACGUGCCGGAGGGCGGCACAGGCUGCCGUGCCGCCCCCGCGGCCGUCGUGCUAGGCUUCCCCUCCCACGGCAAGAGCUCCUUCGUGAACACCGCCUGGCGGGCCCUCGCCGGAGAAGAAGGGCCCUUCCUGGCCCGCGCCGAGACGGGGCCAUCGUCCCCUGUAAUCUCUGCCCGGCGCGUCUUCCGCGUGGCGGUGGUGGACCCAGACGCCGGCUGGCUCAGUACAAUCAGGGAAGGGGAGAGGGAAGCGGACGACAAUGGGGCGGCGGCUCUGGACCUGGUGGACUCGCCGGGCUUGCCUGAGGCCGAGAAGCUGACGCGCGCCGACGUGGAAGCGGCACUCUCUCUCGCGAGCCCCUCGCCGGAGUGCAUCCUUCUGGUUCUGCGCUGCUCAGGCCCGCAGAGGACCAACCUCAGGAGGCUGCAGGACAUAGCCGCCGUCAUCCGAGAACGAGGUGAACGCGCCGGUUCUCUCUCUUCUCCUUCUCAAUCUCAAUCUUACCAUGGAUGAGCAGAUCGACCUCACUGUGAGUGGCCCCGGGUUAGGGCUCCACCUGGUGGUGGUGUUGACCCAUAGGAACUCUCUGAGGAGUGCAAAGCAGUCGGAGGAGCUGAGGAGGGAGGUCGCCCUUCGCGCGAAGACGGACAGCGUGUACCUGAUCGAGAACUAUACGGCCACCGCCUUCAAGGACAGCUUCAGCACCCACUGCAAUGCCCUGGCUGUCAUCAGGCAGUGCGUCGAAUUCGCCGCCAUGCACCGGCAGCACCGCGCCUCCGCCGCCCAGAAAUCGUCGCCACCGUCGACCCUCGGAGCCCAGAAAUCGGUCUUCGAAUGA